AUUUACACACAGCUGUACAUCAUAGAGGGAGAGAGUGAAGGAGUGAAUGAAGAACAUGAGGUGCUACAGAUGGAGAAAAGUUACAGGACACUCCAAGACACUCCAAUCAACUGCAAUGACAUCUUUAAUCCUUUACCUGAACCAGGAUAUGAGGAGAAGAGAAGAGAGAAGAAAGACAAAAUAAAAACUGUUCUUACUAAAGGCAUCGCUGGAAUUGGAAAAACCGUCUCUGUGCAGAAGUUCAUUCUGGACUGGGUCGAUGGUAAAGCCAAUCAGGAUGUAGAUUUCAUGUUUGUGCUUCCGUUUCGAGAGCUGAACUUGAUUAAAGAUCAUCAGUACAGUCUUCACAGACUUCUGCUUGACUUUCAUCCUGAACUUCAAGAUCUGGAUUCAAAGAUUUAUGAUAAAUGUAAAGUUGUGUUCAUCUUUGAUGGUCUGGAUGAAAGCAGAAUUUCACUGAUGUUUUCAGACAGUCAAAAAGUUUCUGAUGUGACUGAGAUUUCAUCAGUGGGUGUGUUGAUGUCAAACCUCAUGAAAGGAGAUCUGCUUCCCUCUGCUCUCAUCUGGAUCACCACCAGACCAGCAGCAGCCAAUCAGAUCCCCUCUAAAUACAUCAACCGUGUGACAGAAAUUCAGGGAUUCAAUGACCCUCAGAAGGAGGAAUAUUUCAGGAAGAGAAUCAGUGAUGAGCAUCAAGCCAAUAGAAUCAUCUCACACAUCAGAAGAGCAAGAAGCCUCCACAUCAUGUGUCACAUACCCGUCUUCUGCUGGAUCUCAGCCACUGUGCUUCAAAACCUCCUGAAACAAGAUCUCAGUGCGGAAAUCCCCCAAACUCUGACUGAAAUGUACAUCUACUUCCUGCUCAUUCAAACAAAUAUGAAGAACCAGAAGUAUGAAGACAGACAUCCAGAGAAACUCCUGCAGUCCAACAGACAUGUGAUUGUGAAACUUGCUGAACUGGCAUUCAGUCAACUGAUGAAGGGCAAUGUGAUGUUCUAUGAGGAGGACCUGAGAGAAAGCGGCAUAGACGUCACUGCCGCCUCAGUGUAUUCUGGGAUUUGCACUGAAAUCUUUAAAGAAGAAUCUGUGAUUUGUCGGAGGACGGUUUACAGUUUUGUACAUCUGAGCUUUCAGGAGUUUUUUGCAGCACUGUAUGUGUUUUACUGCUAUUUACACAAGAACAGUGAGGUUCUGAAAAUGUUCCUGACAGGAAAGUCCAGAACUCAGUGUGAAAAUGUUCCUCUGGAUGUGGUUCUGAAGGGAGCAAUGAAUAAAGCUUUAAAAAGUGAAAAUGGACACCUGGAUCUUUUCCUUCGAUUUCUUCAUGGCAUCUCACUGGAGUCCAAUCAGAGACUCUUACAGGAUGUACUGAUACACACAGAAAACAACCCAGAGAGCAUCAAGAAAAUAAUCCACAGCCUCAAACGAGGUCAAAAAAACAAUGUCAGCCCUGACAGAUGGAUUAAUCUGUCUCACUGCUUGAUUGAGAUGAAGGAUAACUCUGUUGUUGAAGAGAUGCAGGCAUUUUUAAAAUCUGAAACGAAAGAAAAAAGUCUUUCUCUUGCACAGUGUUCAACUUUGGCAAACAUAAUCCUGAUGUCAGAGGAGGCGCUGGAUGAAUUUGAUCUUAAAAAAUUCACCACUAAAUCAAAAGAUGGUAGACAGAGACUGUUACCUGCUGUGAGGAACUGCAGAAAAGCUCUAUUGAUAGACUGCAAUCCUACUGAUCAGCACUGUGAAAUUGUGGCUUCAGUUUUACAAUCAUCAAACUCCCUGGGAGAGCUGGACUUGAGUAACAAUCAACUGCAAGAUUCAGGAUUGAAGCUGCUCUGUAAUGGUUUGAAGAGUCCAAACUGUCAACUCAACAUGCUGAGAUUGUCCAUCUGUAAUCUCAGUGAUCAGUGCUGUCAGAUUUUAGCUUCAACUCUACAAUCAUCACAAUGCUCCCUAAAAGGGCUGGACCUGAGUAACAAUGACCUGCAGGGUUCAAGAGUGGAGCUGCUCUGUGCUGGACUGAAGAGUCCAAACUGUCAACUCAACAUACUGAGAUUGGUCAGCUGUGAUCUCACUGAUCAGUGCUGUGAAAUUUUGGCUUCAGCUCUACAAUCAUCAGACUCUCGUCUGAAAGAGCUGGACCUGAGUAAGAAUGACCUGCAGGAUUCGGGAGUAAAGCUGCUUUCUAAUGGACUGAAGAGUCUGAACUGUCAACUCAACAUACUGAGAUUAUCUCAGUGUUUGGUGACAGCAGAAGGUUGUGCUGCUCUGGCAUCAGCUCUGAGUUCAAACCCCUCACACCUGAGAGAGCUGGAUCUGAGCUACAAUCACCCAGGAGAUUCAGGAGUGAAGCUGGAACAACUUCACCUGGAAAAACUCAAGUAAGUUAUUUAACUGUAUUUUGUCCCAGACAGAAGCUCAGCUUCUCUAUGAUUGAAUGAGCUGUUAACUAAACCAAACCAAACUGCAGAAACAAUAGUGAAAAGAUAGUAUGUGAAGAGAUUAUCUGUCUAUACGAGAUAGACUGGUUACGGUAGCUAAUGUCUACAAAUAUAAAGAUAUGAAUACCUUUUCGACCGAUGAAAGCGAAAACUCAAGGCCGUGUUUGAGGAAAUCACCAGCAGGACCGUUAACUGUCACUACUCAGCUGAGCUGGGAUGCCAUGGAUACAUGCGCAUACACUAAAGUGAUGUCACUCGAUCACACGCUCAUGUGAUUGCUAAAAUAGGGCCUAAUUGUAGCCUAUGUUCAAUUUUAUUAUUGAAGGAUAUCAUGUUUUUGAUGUUUAAAUCAGAGCCUAACUGCUAAAAACUCGUUAUUUGAUGACAUCUUUAAUUACAGUAGUUACUCCUAUUUUCUUUUUCCAAAAAUGAAAGUUAGUAAUUCUUAACAUUAACUCCAUUAUACAAUGAGUUCAACAAUGAGUUUCAACAAAGAUGUUUUUUGCAUUUGCAUUCCAUUAUCACAGGUAAAAAGGGUAGUUUGUUUCGAGGAAUAUACCCUUUGAGGGGAGACACUGCAGGCAAAAACACAGUUUUUCAGGCGUCUGUCAAAUUUAAGAUUUUGGGCUUUUUGGUUUUUCAUAAAGUGUUUUUUCAGAUGAGUGGAAAGAAAAUAUCCAAAAGACACUGUUAAGUGUUUCUUUUAUAGCACUUUAUGUAUUUGUGUCAAUAGAUUUCAAUUACAAUUAGUAUUUUUAAAUCCUGUUUUCACAAAAUGAGUUUUUUCUCCUACACUGAGCCAUAAAUCUCUACUUCUGUAGUACUCACACACACCAAACUUUACAUUUUUAUCCCUGUCUAUAUGCUGAAGGUUUUUACAGAGGGAUUUGUUCAUAUAUAAUUUGCUUGUUCAAAUAUGCAACAUUUUAUUCCCCCCCAAAAAUUGUGAAAAUAUAGUGUUUUCAGUCUGUUCUAAGUAUUUUCUGAAUUAUGGAGUGACAAAUAUUAUAUACUCAAAAUUCCCUCUGCAAAAAAAAAAAAAAGAUAAAUAAAUAAAAUAAACAAGAAUUUUGAAACUGACUUCAUCCGGUGUUUAGAUUUUUGUACUAGAAAUGUGUGCAAAUUCAUUUGCAUAUUUAAACCUAACAUUUUAGAAAACUUGUACUAAAAAAAAUGUUUGCAAUUAUCAAUGUAAUCAAUUAACUGGGUAAGCAAGGUGAUAACUAUUGGUUUUGUUUUUGUUUGUUUUUUUUGUUUGUUUGUUUUUUUUACCUUAUUCGCCUGCAAUGUCUCACCUUAAAAUCCAAUAUGGGUUCAUAUUUUAGUUUAAUUUUGUCUUUAAUUUGAUGCACUUUGUCUGAGUUGCAAGGUGUCAGGUCUGAUGAUAAAGCCCAAGCAUGGGUGACUGUGUUUUUUAAGUGUUGUUAUGGAAAUGGCAGAUGAGGGACUAGACAGGGACGUUUGCAAACUGCAUGACUCGGACGAAUGUCCUAUGAACAUCCGGCAGCGGACGUCAAAAAGAGGACCAAAUGUUGACGUAAGUGAACAUCCUCAAAACGUCCAUCACCGAACGUUACAAAGCGGACGUACUACGGACCUAAACAGACGUUCGCAACGUCUGGAGGACGUCCCCUGUUUGCUAGGAUGCUCCACCAAAGACUUUAUAUAUAGGAAGACAGUGCAGUCCUAUUAUUUAUGAAUGGAAUAAAGUGUAACGCUCAAUAUGGCGAAUAAACCCUGCCUUCUAAAUGAAAGAGCCAGGCUGUUUCUCAAUUCCAAGAAUGCAAAGAACGAACUUGUGUUCUCGUGGAGACCGGCUUCCUUGCCAGGCUUCCUUGAAAGAACGAACUCGGAAGGACGCGAGAACACAGAACGCGUCAUUGUGAGAGUUGAGAUGCGCUGUGUUCUUGCUGCUCAACUCACAGUCCCAACGGAUUAUAAGGAGUGAGACAGCAGCACGCAAUGCACAAUAAUAUCAAACAAAUGCCAUAACGCUUUACAAACAUUCAUUUCAUUUUAUUAUAGACAAUAUUUUCCUAUUAUUUUGUAGCUUUUUACUGCAUGUAUUUGUGAAAAUGAUUAGGCUAAGUAUAAUGUUACAAAUUCUUUUUAAUAUGCCAAUAAGAAGUACAACAGGGUUUCUAACUUCAUUAAAAUAAUGCAAAACAAAAUGACAAAUGUUUACUUUCACGGGCCGUCACGUAUUUGCGCAUUUACAGCAGGAAUGUCUUAAGCGAGAACGAGAAGUUUAAAGAUUACAGGCUUCCGUAUGUCAUCCGCCCGCAGCGUCUUAUGGGAUUUCUAACGGUUCGAUUCUCUCAAGUCUGCAUUUGAUGUAUCCUCGAUUUCAAGAACACAUCCGGGCACUUUCACGUGUCCUCUGUACUUGCAUCCUUCAGUAUUGGAAUUGAAAUUCGACGGUUAAUAAUGACGUAGAGCGAGAACACAAGGACGCAAGAUCGCAUAAGAACGCAUAUUGAGAUUAGUUAAGUCAUCGCAUCACUACAGCUGCUGUUAGAAGCUCCGGUUCCUAUAGAAACAGGCAGCAUUUGCAGACUCGCUCUCAUGACUGCGCAUGUGCAUUGGCCGCUCUAGUAUCAAAAACAAGGCUUUUUAUCACCACUGGAGCAUAAGGAACAACAUUUAUAAGGCAGUUAAGAUUUCAUUGGUGAUUUAAAAUAUGAAAUUUAAUCGUAAGCUUGGUGAACAGUUUUGGAGAAUUUGAUGUUUCCUCAUUCAAAGAGAUAGGAGCUGCACUUGCAUGGCCAAGAGGCAUUUCAAAGAUGGCCGCCAAGUGAAAUGACUUGCCUUAAAAGGACUUUUGGUCCCACCUCCGCUUUUUGAAUAGCAGAGACAAUUCAUGCCAGACAUUGAAGUACAAGUUUAUAAAAUUGAGUUGAUUAGUCUGCAGUUUGUUUGAAUCAGUUGAAAUCAGUGCAGAUUUUAAGUUCAAUUCUUUAGCUCAAUUUAGAGUGAUGCCAUUUAGAUUUCUCCAGACCAGAUCCACUGUCAGAUACCUCUGUAUAAACAACAGUCAAACAGUUGCUCAUCCACCUUUAUGGGCAGAGAUUCGGAAUUGUUACCCAAAGGUUGCAUGUUCGGCCUUCAGUCCCCACAAUGUUAAAAAAUUAUUGAAAAUAGUAAAUGAUGUUUAUCUGAAAAUGUAACAAUGCAAACAUGUUUCCUGUAAGGGGUAGGUUUAGGGUUGGGUUAGGGGAUAGACUAUAUUGUUUGGUCAGUAUAAAAACUAUAGAAGUCUAUGGAAAGUCCCCACAGUUCACAAAAACAAACGUGUGUGUGUGUGUGUGUGAGUGAGUGAGUGACUGAAUGUUAAGGUGACCAGAUUUCUGAAAUGAAAACCAGGAACAUUUCGUAGUUCAGUGGGAAAAAUAUCACUGAAAUCUCAUUUGUGAUUAUCUGUAAUUCAAAAACGGACACAAUAUAUUUUUGUAGCCUAUAUGAUUUUGUUUUUUAAUUGUUGUGGGUUCCAUAUAUUAGUUAAUAAUUACAGUGAUGUUUGAGAAUCAGACUUACCCUAGUUUUUAAUAUAAUUCACCAAAAAUCACACUAUGAAAAAUAUUAGUAACUACUGCAAAUAGCAAACAUAUCAAAACAAUAUUAUAACACAAUUAUGGCUUUACAAAAACACAUUAAAAUAAAACAAUAAAUAUGAGAACAUGAGAAAACUGUAUUUAGCAAAUGUUUAAUAUUUUCUAACUGUAUUUAACAUUUUCAGAAACUGUGAGUACAGUAAUUACAACUCUACAAAUUGUGUGUUUGCUUUUGGAAUUUUCUGUCCCUAUUCAGGUUUAUUAUUUUGCAUGUUAGGCUCAUUUUGACAAAGUAUGUGCUUUCUACAAAUCUAAUUGUGCAAGACUCGUUUAUUUUAUUUUUUAUAUACAGUCAUGGUCAGAAUUGUUUGUACCCUUGUUAAAUAUGAUCAAAAAAGGUUGUGGAAAUCUUUAAUUAAAUAAUAUAAUAUAUUAAAUAUCUAAUAUCUAAUAAAAAUCACAUUAUGAAAUAAAUAAUUGUCUCUAAUAUACAAUGGCCACAAUUACCCUUAGAAAUUCUUGAGUAAAAUAUUUCUAAAGUAUAUUUUCAUUUAUAUUUUCAUUUUUUUAGCACACCAGCAUGACAGAACAUGAAAUUAUCCAGGAUUGUAAAUGUGAGGUAAUACAAAGGCCAAAUUCCCUUAACCCUCUAUGGGACGGUGUUGCCAUAUGGCAACAAUUAUUUUCUACUUACUUCCUUGUUAUUCUGAAAAAAAUACAAUAUAAUGUAAUAUGUUAAUUAAAAGGGCCGGCCUUAAGGCAGUCAAUGAUAGGCUGUUUUUAAGCCACAUGACAUUUGAAUGUUCCUCCAAACACUUUUUUCCACUGUCACCCCAACAUGGAGGACACCUGUUGAAGUGCUCCAGAAAUUGCUCUGUAAACCUAAUUUCUGAAUUCUCUUCUCAAGGGAGAUUUUUUUGCAUCAAGUUCUAAUUUACACAUCCCCAUGUACCCAGUCGGAUCUUGCAAGAUCUCGUGACCAUAUCCCCAUAAAACUUUUUGCGGUGUUUACUUUAGAACUGCACGAUUAAUCAUUAAAAUAUGGAGAUCUCGAUUCAAACACCCAUGCAAUCUUAUUCCUGAAUGACAACGAUUUAGUUAUGACUAUUAGCCCUAUAAAGCCUGACACAUUAAAAAAUUGGCAGAAAAUUAUAUAUUUUUUGGAAAUUAGAUGUUUAUUAAGCCUUUAAACAAAAUUAAAAAAAAAAAAAAAAAAAAUUGCCAACUCAUUUUGUUUAUGAUAUAUUUUUUGUAUCACAUCUGAUACAUCAGGCUUUUUGGGAACUUUUUGCUUACAACAGUGUAGAUUUUAGAUACAAAAAAACUAUUAUGCCUUUAACAGUUAGAAAACAUAGAACAUUUUAGGCAGUUUUUCUCUUUGUUUUUUUUACAUAUAUCUUUUUUCCAGUCCUUUUAUUUCACUUUGUGGUAGUCACGGAAGCAGUUUCUGUCUUUGUUCAGGCAAAGAUGCACCUUACACUUCUCGCAGUAUACAUGUGAGAAGUGAUUGCUGGUGCAAUGCCUGCAUCUUUGUCAGGUUUCCCAUGUUGGAAAAUGAUCCAUGGCAUCCCUUCUGACAUCCAGGGGCACACUGCAGCUUGACCUUUUACGGGGUGGUGAUGGAGCUGCUUCUGGACAGGAUAGUGGUCGUCCAAACUGAUGUAAAGUAAUUGUCUGCAAAGACCUUGUGAUUUUUUUCCUGCUGGAAGUGUUGAUGUCAUUUUCAGCACAACUUCUCCUGUAACACCCACUUCUGAUUUUUCUCUGUCUUGAUGUUCUGCACCUUGACAAACAUCAAAGUCAUAAAGAAAGACACUUUGUUUAGCACGUCCCCACAUCUUAAAACCCCAUUUGUGAGGUUUUGCAGGCAUGUAGACACGUAGAUGAGAUUUUCCCUUGAAUGGCACCAUAAUUUCAUCUACUGCAUGACAUUCUUCAGGAGGUAUGCAAAGAAACUGUUCUCGCAGUUUUUGUAACCAUGGCCUAAGCUUCCACUGAAAUUGUCCUGAAAGUGAAUCAGUGUGAGCAAUUUCAGAAACAUUACAUCACAAACUGCAGGAAGCUUUGUCUCCAUCUCCCAAUAUGCUCUCACGCAGGACAUCUGUACUAACCCCAUAUGCAUGUACAUGCCUAGAACUUGCUCUAGCUCUUUGGCAGUUGUGUUUAUCGACUUGCCCUCUUUUUGUACGCUGUACAGAUUUGUUUGUUCUGCCGUUUCCUGUAGCAUUUCAUCAGUGACAAACUGUUUGAAAUACAUGUAUGGAGUCCAGUUACACCUGUCUUCUGUCCCUUCCUCAUCAGAUGCAAUGAAACCGACAGAUGGAGGUUGAAAUUGUUUUUUUCUCCAUCUGUAUUCUUUCUUUUUUGCAUUAUCCUUCACUGACUGCUUUUUGAUUGUGUCCUGUGUUGUUGGGACCUCAACUUCUGUGCUGCUCUGGACUACACUUUCUUCUUGAUAAUCUUCCUCAUCACUGCUGUCUGAACUUCCAUCAUCAUGCAUGGCCUGAGGAACCCAUUCCUCAUCAUCCUCCUCCUCCUCUUCCUCUAACUGCUCUAGGUACUCUUGAAUUGCCAUCCAUUACUAUGUCGAUGACAUUUUCAAGACGCUUUCUUUUUCUCUCUUCUUCCUCUAAUCUUUUUGACAUCUAAAAAUACACAUAACAAAUUGAUGAACCCAGCAUAUUGAUUAUGAUUUUAGAGGAAUUAUUACUGUAAAAAUAACAAAUGUAUUUGUGGUAAGCAUAUUGUAGAUUACAUUACAAAAAUGUGACACGACUGUUCAGGGAUAAAGCACCUUACAUAGCUGCCGUUUCAAAUUUAAUAUGUGCAUUUUUAACACAAUUUAUAUUUUAAUAUGGCAUUUCAGUCAUUAAUUAGAUUAAUUGAAUCAUCCCAAUAUUGUGUGUGUGUUUGCAUUGUGGUAGUCAUAAAGUAGAUUACAUUACAACAAUGUGACAUGACGGUUUAGACAUAAAGCACCAUUAAUACCUGCAGUAUCAAAUUUGAUACACAAAUUCUAACACGAUUUAAUUGUAAUUUAACGAUUAAAUCAUUAAGUAAUUAUGCAUUGUUUCAAUUCAGAAAGUGUUUAAUUAAUUAUAUCGGGCGCAAUACACAUGUUAUUUUUACCUUAACAACUUGAAAUUAUCCUUUAUUUUCCUGCCGAAAGCGUCCGGCGUGAUGAAAUCGCAGUCGCCAUUUUGAAAAGCUAGAAAAUCACCCCUCUACUGCCUGCAGUACAGUGAAAUUCCACAAGGUGGCAGAAUUCACGUAUCAAAAUAGAUACAAUAGGUUUUCAAAGAAAGUAUUGCUCUCAUUGAGUCAAUAUAUGUCUUAGAAACUCGUGUAUCAAAUAUAAUACGUGCGGUUUUAAAGACUGUUUCACAUUGCGAGUGUCAGUGGAGCGUGAGAAGCACGUUUUGUCGCUGCCCCUGUUAAAGGGGUCAUCGGAUACUAAGUUCACUUUUUCAUGUUGUUUGAACAUUACUGUGUGUUGGCAAAAAUCCAUGCAGUGGUUUUUAAUUAAUCUGUAAAAAUAAUAUCCCCUUUUUCAAAUCAAGCCGUUCUCAGAUGCCUGUCAGUGUGACGUCACACCCACAGAGGCCGCUCCCACGAUAGUUGAUUGACAUGAGUGUUUUACCUUAGACCAGCUGUAACAGUCCAGGGAUGUAAGUUAGACAAGAAUAUCUCCGAUUGAGGUGUUGUGUUGCUGGAUGUAAUAAUGAACAUAGUGGUCGUCAUUUACUCCGACAUCUGAGCCGCUGAAGAUGCAGUAGAUUAUGUUUGUUUGUGAAGGGAAUGCGCCUCCCGAUCUACAUAUAUCCGUCUACGUUCGCGCGAAUCAUUCGUGAUCCAGCUUCACUUACAGCACAAGUGAGUAUAAGCGUUUUUUUAAUGAAUCUUUGUGAUCGCCUUUCCUUAUAACGUGGUAGUUAGGAAGUUUAACGGCUAAACGCGGCUAAAUGCGGCUAAUGUAAACAACACCGUCUUUCCACAGAGAGAAGAGAGGGGCGGGGUGAGCAGAGCUCAUUUGCGUUUAAAGGAACAAUCCAUCAGAAUGGGAUGAUUUUUGCAGAGCUGAUUUUGGCAAGGUAAAAAGGGUGUUGUUUUACAAAACCAUCGAGAAUUUUUAAUCAAAGCAUAUUAGAGACUUUUCAUUAAGACCCUAAAGAAUCAUAUCAACUCGUGGAAAAUGGGCAUCUGAUGACCCCUUUAAUGAAUCAGAGGGUCGGGGUAAAUGUGAAUGCAGAAAGCAACACAAACAGUCUUUUCAGCCACAUUAUAAUCAUUAUUUCUGUUUUACAGACAUUUAAAUAACAGAAGUACUGGGAUAAAAGUUUAUAGUUUGGGAAUAAACGCGUAUUGUCUACAGUAGCGAUCAAAACGAAACAAACUGCCCGUUUAAAAAAGUAUGUUUGAAUCGUUGAGUCAUUGAAUCAGAGAUUUCAAGUCAAUCAAGUUUUAAUGAAGUGAGACACUGACUCCUUCAUUGAAUGUUGUUUUUUUUUUUUUUUUUUAUUAUUAUUAUUUUGUUUAAAUGAAUAUAGGUUUUUAAAAGACUUAAGCAAUGAACAGUUUGUCAGCACCACUAGUAAAUUACAUUAUUUUGUUUAGUUUUCUAAUCUUUUUUUCUCCAGAAUCAUGAGAGAAUCAUGAUCUCCAAUUUAUUAAAAAUAACUGAGAUUCUCAAUUUAUCCAGAAUCAUGAAGCUCUUGUUUAAAUGUUGUUUAUUACUGCAUAUAAUUCAUUAAAAUAGCAGUUUAACUUCAUAAAGUUCAAAAUGCAACUUUUUGCAUUUUGUCUUUUUCAGUUGAAUAAAAGACUAUGUUCCCUAUAUAUUUCAUCAUUGAGGAUUUCUUGAGAAAAGUUUAAAAAUCUCGUCUCGUUGUCGUGAACCCAGUCUCGUGUCUCGUCUCGUAGGAUAAGUGUCUCAUCACACCCCUAUAUAUUACAUAUUUUUAUUCAGAAAUCAAUAUUAUCUAACAUAGUUUUUCUGUAAAAUGAGAAAAUAUCAAUGUUGCCAUAUGGCAAUGCUGUACCACAGUGGAACUGAAGUAAUGUAUUUCCCCAUUGGGAUUUUCUAUAGAUAGUAACAUCAAUAAUUUGAUUGUAAUUAUUUAUUUAUUUGAAGUAUUUAUUGUUGUAUAUGUGUAUUUAUGUAUAAAUAAGGAAAUGAUUUAGUCUUUGCAAAAAAUUAAUACAACAAUAUUUUACGGAAAGGGCAAUAGGAAGAGUGCCGAGUUUCCUCUUCCAUGUGAUGACAAUGAGGAUGAGUUUGCCUUCAGUGACUGUAAUAAUGAGUGUGUUUGUGCAUGUGUUUAUGUGUCUGUAUGUGUGUGUGGCAGAUUUUGAUGGAAAUUAAGACUAAAUAAAAAGAAUAUAUAGAAAGAAAUAAAAAGAUAAAAGAAAUGAGCAUUUGAAUUGAAAAGUAAAUCAUAAUUUAAUAGGAAAAGUAAUUUUGGGCCAUUUUCCAUUGUGGUAUAUUGUUGCCAUAUGGCAACAUUUUCCUAAAAAAA
Labeo rohita (rohu) is the source of this 11502-nucleotide messenger RNA. Its product is annotated as NACHT, LRR and PYD domains-containing protein 3-like. Gene Ontology annotation, molecular function: protein binding. The record is from RefSeq and is a predicted model, not a curated record. The transcript is spliced from 5 exons. NCBI's taxonomy places the organism in Eukaryota, Metazoa, Chordata, Actinopteri, Cypriniformes, Cyprinidae. The annotation marks the transcript as partial.